ACUAAUUAUAUAAAAUCAUCUCAUGAUGAGUUGGCCUUUUGUGAGAAUUUGUAUAUAAACAUAAUUAAGUGUGAAUUUUUGUAAUUAAUUGUAAUUUUACUUGGGCAGUUGGUAUAAGCAAUGCUUUUACAAUUCUCUUUCAAUUCCAUUUUUUCGGUUAUAACUUAAUUAAAAGAAGAAAAAUAAUUCUUUUGUCUUAUUUUGUUUUGUCGUACACUGAUAAAUUUGUAACAAAAUAAGCUGGCGGAGGUUGGCAAAGAAUAUUGGUUGGACACAGAGUUUUCAGGGCUCCGGUGACCCAAAGGAGACUUUCACCACAAUGCUAUUUGGCCCACAGUAUUUGGCGAAAAGGCUUUAUCAAUUUUCUCCGCCUGAGGAUUUUGAGCUUAUUAUGACUUUGAAAAGAACAUCAACAUUAUUCCUUCAUGAUUUAUGGAAACCUGCGGCGAAAUUAACCAAGGAGAGGUAUGGAUCAGUUCGGACUGUUUAUGUGAUUUGUGAUCGAGAUCAAGGAAUUUUAGUUGAUUUUCAGCGGUGGAUGAUUGAGAAUCAUGGGGUGAAGGAGGUGAAGGAACUUGAGGGAUCAGAUCAUAUGCCAAUGUUCUGCAUGCCAAAAAAGCUCUGUGAUUGUUUUAUGGACAUCAUUGCCGACAAGUAGUUUACUAUUUCCAAGCAUGAUGGAGUAGUCAUCAGUCAACUACCUCUUCCUUUACUCUCUCUCUUUGAAAUUUAAUAUAUAAUUCCCCUUCAUUAUACUCGCUACUAAUAGGGACUUUUCUCCAUUAAACAUAUCACUAUCAGUUGCAAGUAUUUCGAACGGAGGUAAUAGAGUAUUUCAUUUUGAUAUGUAUGAGCUUGUCAUAUAAUAAAUAAAAUAUUAUGAUAUUCAAAUAUAUAGAAUAAAUUGUGAUUACAACGUUAAACU
Messenger RNA from Amaranthus tricolor (Joseph's coat), 925 nucleotides. RefSeq names its product salicylic acid-binding protein 2-like. The record is from RefSeq and is a predicted model, not a curated record. Gene Ontology annotation, molecular function: methyl indole-3-acetate esterase activity; methyl salicylate esterase activity; methyl jasmonate esterase activity. Bases 320 to 658 code for a protein of 112 amino acids. The transcript has 2 exons. NCBI's taxonomy places the organism in Eukaryota, Viridiplantae, Streptophyta, Magnoliopsida, Caryophyllales, Amaranthaceae. Gene Ontology annotation, biological process: salicylic acid metabolic process; jasmonic acid metabolic process.